Messenger RNA from Sycon ciliatum, 2195 nucleotides. RefSeq lists its product as uncharacterized. NCBI's taxonomy places the organism in Eukaryota, Metazoa, Porifera, Calcarea, Leucosolenida, Sycettidae. The record is from RefSeq and is a predicted model, not a curated record. The coding region runs from base 246 to 1628 and encodes 460 amino acids. The transcript has 2 exons.
CUCUGGAAGUGCAAAGCGCGACCAAACGGUGCAGACGAUUGCCUUGUUUGAUGCCGCCAGUGCCCCGUGGUGGUCUUUUACGUAUCAAGGUUAGCAGACGCUCGCCGAAGUGCACUUCUGUGUGACCUGAGAAUGUGUUCAGCCCGAUUUCAAAACUACACACGCCUGAAUUCGAACCCAUCUUCAGUUUCACCGCCGUUCUGUAUAAGUAGAAUGUGGGAGCACAGCGGCGCAUCACAAUUUGAAUGAACGGGUCGCACAGUGGAUGGGGAAGAAAGUUACCCAUCUGGAGAAAUACCUUUCCUAGGCUGCAAAGGAUCAAGAAAUCAACGAGCAUUCCCGUAUCAAUAAGUUGGUGUCUGCAAGACGAACGCGUUGACAAAGAGAUUGGACGUGCCGUGGGCGCUCGUUCCACAAUGUAUUACUCGACUGCCAUGUUAUCCUCACUGGUUGCCUUCAUGGUGCUGUUGCUGACGUUUUCUCGUUCUGUGACUGCUGACAGCGCAGGCGAAUUGAGAGAUCUCUUUAAGGAAAACAAAGAGGCGCUCGGGUUAUACCGUCAGUAUUUGCUAGUGAAAGGCGGCAUUCUGCCACCGUCUAGCCUUCCCUCGCACACUGCCAGUUCAGCGGAUAUCGCAAUUCCACUGACCUUCCGUGUCCAGUACGGGUCGGUGGCCAGCUACCGAAGGCUAGCUCAUUCCCUACUAAGCGUGCAACGGCUUGUGUCUACGAUGUGCUGCAGCAUGGCCAACUCGUUUCCCCUGCUCGGCCAGCCCUGCUGCGCCGGCAGCCACGUGGCGAGCGGAGCUUAUGAAACCCUCCUUGCCACUCUCACGGAGGUAGAGGCACAGUUUCCUUUGCGGUCGGCGACUGCGAAUUCCCGGCGCAGCCAAGCCAAUGCUAUGCCGCUUCGUGGUACGCCCCAGAGCAGCAGUAGACCGUCGUUCCCGGUGUGGCCCGGCCCACCGGCGGACCUAAUGCGACAAAUACGGACGUUUAACAGAGCAAGAUCCGCUCGAUCCGCCACCGAGCCAUCGUCGCAAUCCACUCCUACUAGAAGCGGACGGGCGGGCAAUGCAGUAGAUGUGGCAUCUCUUCAGACUGUGCUGUGUGAAAUGCGAGCUGCUGAUGCUUCAUUCUACGCGAGCAGUGACGUGAUGGGCACGGUAUUCUCCAGAGUGAUCCGGGCUGCUGAUCGAGCCAUUCGUCUAUAUCGGCGACUGCAGGAUGGAAUGAACAUCGGCAAUCUCUCCCAGUCGACUGCAACCGCGACAAAUGACGUCACAUGCCCUGAUAUGUCUGGCCGGCCCAUCUGCGCGAACAUCACGCAAUUUGGUAAUUCUGACGAGUCGAAGGGGGUUGCCUGCCGCCCUCUGCCCGCCCUUUCCGCUCUGCUGGAUACACCGCUGGGCACUGAUCACGUGAUGGGGAGUCGACUGGAUGUGCACGUUAUACGCCUGGCGGUCGUCCUCGUGUUUGCCGGGAAGUCCAACUUCCUGCUGGGUCAGUGGUUCAUGCCAAGGCAUGUACCGUUCCAAUACCGCUUGGCCAUAUUACGUGCUGAGUACACGGCACGCCGCCUGCUACUUCAGUCCACUGCCUUGUUAAUCCCUGUAAACGAGCAGUGACGGCUGAAAUGCUUCGCUGCGCGCACACGCCAUUAGCACGCACAUAUGCCGUGAACCUUCAUUAUCAAAUACAUCCCCUAUGUUUUGUCCUUUUCCUCGUUUCAUUUUGUUCUCCACCUGUUUUCCAGUAGGGCUGUGCCAAUAGUAAAAAAUGUACUCCUUCCCUACUUCCACGCCUCCAUUCUGUCAUACAUGUACUUCCGUACAUUCAUACAUCCAAACUUUUCACACUUACAUACUUUCCACACUUUCAAUACUUCGCGUUAUUUUCCAUAAUACUUUCCCAAUCAUUUCCGAUCGUUUCCAUACCUUUUCACACUUCUCCGACGGAACAGGGUGGAACGUAGGCCGGCUACGAAUUUCUACCCGAUCUCCCUUUGGGGCGUUCAUUGAGAUAUUAUGAAGCCGACACCUCUGGUCGGCAGAGCUUAAUAUUAUUAAUGGGCCCCACCACCACUCUACUGCAUUCAUUUCAGUGUGUGGAGAUGCCUGGAUUGUGUAGAAGAAAAGAUUGUGUAUUCGACAGAAUGAUGUCACCUCAAACUUCAUUCACGUUUCACUGGAAAA